Molecule: messenger RNA, 404 nt
Organism: Gongylonema pulchrum
Lineage: Eukaryota; Metazoa; Nematoda; Chromadorea; Rhabditida; Gongylonematidae
Source: the annotation of a GenBank genome assembly
UUGCUAUGUAGAUCGGUAGAAGGUUGGAUCGUGUUUGUGACAAAUGUGCAUGAGGAGGCGCACGAGGAUGAUGUCCGUGAACGAUUUCUGGAAUAUGGCGAAUCGUUUUUGCUAUGUAGAUCGGUAGAAGGUUGGAUCGUGUUUGUGACAAACGUGCAUGAGGAGGCGCACGAGGAUGAUGUCCGUGAACGAUUUCUGGAAUAUGGCGAAGUGAAAAAUAUGAAUUUGAAUAUUGAUCGGAGAACAGGUUUCCUAAAGGGCUAUGCGCUGGUAGAGUAUGAAACACAGAAGGAAGCUCUGGCUGCGAUUGAGGGCUUGAAUGGGUCAGAAUUGCUGGGCCAAACGAUCAGUGUCAGUUGGUGUUUCGUUCGAGGUCAUGGUCAGAAGAGAAGACGACGAUGAUG